UUUUCUUUCACUCCUAGAAGUCUGAUGAAAAUACAUCUCGCAAGCCGCACACGGAGUGAUCGUCGCAGCACUCGAUAAAAAUGGAGGCAGCCAGAACCGUUAAAGACGUUUCCCCCCACGAGUUCGUCAAGGCUUACGCCGCCCAUCUCAAGCGCUCCGGCAAGAUUGAGCUUCCUCCAUGGACUGAUAUUGUCAAGACCGGUAAACUGAAGGAGCUCCCACCCUAUGACCCUGAUUGGUACUAUGUCAGAGCUGCUUCCAUGGCUAGGAAAAUAUACUUGAGGGGAGGUCUUGGUGUUGGUGCCUUUAGGAGGAUCUAUGGAGGAGCUAAGAGAAAUGGAAGUCGCCCACGCCAUUUCUGCAAGAGCAGUGGAUCUGUUGCUCGUCACAUACUUCAGCAAUUGCAGAAUGUCAACAUCAUUGAUAUUGAUCCUAAAGGUGGUAGGAGAAUCACAUCAAACGGCCAACGGGAUCUGGACCAAGUAGCUGGAAGGAUUGCGGUUGCUAUCUAAGAAAUUUCAACUUAUAUGGUUUUCAUGUUCCUGAGAUUUAGUCGUUUGAAAAUUUAGGAAGCUGUUUUAAACAUUUUCCGUUUUGGUAUAUUAAGAUCUGAAUUUAUUUUGAUUUUGAUGUUUAUUGAAAACUGCUGUAUGCUAUAUUUUCUUUCUGCCGCAUGUUUGGUCUUGAUCAUCGUGAGUCCUAUGAGUUGGGUGUUUUACAUAUGGAGAAUCAAGUUUUUGCAUAAAUGGAUCUGGAGGGUUCCAGGAAAAAUGUUUUUAAGAUGUAGGGUUUGGGAUUUUAAAUUUAGAUUUGGAUUUCCAAAUUCUUUGUAUUACUCAAAUUGAGGAUAUUUUGAAUUAAUGGAGCUUUCAUAUUUAGAUCUGAAAA
Molecule: messenger RNA, 888 nt
Organism: Gossypium raimondii (Peruvian cotton)
Lineage: Eukaryota; Viridiplantae; Streptophyta; Magnoliopsida; Malvales; Malvaceae
Product: 40S ribosomal protein S19-3
Exons: 4
Coding region: 81-512 (143 amino acids)
Biological process (GO): ribosomal small subunit assembly; translation
Cellular component (GO): ribosome; cytosolic small ribosomal subunit
Molecular function (GO): RNA binding; structural constituent of ribosome
Source: RefSeq, a predicted model, not a curated record